UAGCGUUGGGUUAUCUGUUUGAGGUAUUGGGCCAAAAUGUAAGAGUAGAAACAACCCCAGCCGCCGCCAACCCCAACCCCGUUCUCCGGCCCGCCGCUCUCUCUCUCCUAGUCCCCUUCUAUCGUGGCAACGACGAGCGACAGUCGCUGCCGCCCUACGGCAGGUGCCCAGGUCUUCUUCGGUCCCUUCGCCGUCGACGAGCACUACCAGGAUAGUCCUUGCAAAAAGAUCUUGCUGGGAUGACCUGAGGUGUGAGUGAAGUGUUGUUAGAACUAAAGUGAGACCUUGACAGUUGACACCUUGACAACAUCAUUGGUGCUUUUGCUUAUGGACUAAUUUGUCUUUGGUUUAUGGCAUUGUGCUGUGAUGACCAAUCUUAUUCAGAGAUGUUGUGUGAAUUUAUGCACUCAUGAUGUUAUAUACCGUUGUACUGAUCUGAAUACAUGUUAAGUAGCUGCCAUUUGUCAAUUUGUGAGUGUGCCAACUACUCAAUUGUCAAUGAUCGUGCUAUUGUCUAUCACUUGACUCAUUUAUCUAUCAUUAACCAUGUUUCAAUUGUCAUGUGAAUAUGCACGUGUUCUCAAUUUGAGAACUUGCUAAUGUGCUAUACAUUAGAAUACUUAUUUAUUUACAUGCGCAAGAUGUGCAUAUAUUUGCUAGAACACUUAAAUUUUUAAAUGAACAUAUAUAUAAGUAAUAUAUUUUGGAAAAACAACACAAAACAGUUUAGACUGUUUAAUUCCAUUUAAACACCGUGUAAAUGGCUAAACGCUAAACAAAAGGCGCCCGUACUGUUUAGCAUUUAGGAUAACAUUGAUUGCAUGUAACCCAGAACAUGAUUAUUUAUGCUAAGUUUGGACUGGCAAGGUUUUAAAGUCGCCUGACUAAUCGCGAUUAGUCGGCCUUAUCGCUAGAGGGAGCUCGAUUGGGGUCUCCUACUCGACUAGAGCGACUAGAAAGCGAUUAGUCGUCCUAGUCGCCGACUAAUCGCGAUUAGUCGUCCGACUAGGUAUAGUGGUCGACUAGUUUUGCCUGUUUUGGGCCACUAAUCCGGUCUCUGUUACAUGGGCCGACCCACCAUCUGUACAAUAUAAAUAGCAUAUAGUAUAUGUAUGUAUGCAACUGUCAUGGGCAUCAUAGGGAGCGAGAGGCAACAGCCAGGCUGGGAUAAGGCUAGAGAAUAAGAUUAAGAUGAGCUGGGAUAAGGCUAGAGAAUAAGAUUGAGAUGAGAGAAUUGUGGAGAGUUGGUUAGCAUCAGAUAAGUCCAAGAAAGUAGGAGUUAGUUGAGAGUUUUAGGAGAAGUUGGUUAGCCAUAGGGCUAUUUAUAAGCCGCACGGCAGCAAGGAAUAAAUCAAGCAAAGAUCAUUAUCAAACCAAUCUCUCCCUUGCAAUGACCCUCUCAAGCGCCUAGGGCUGCUACCCUAGAACCAAGCCUGCGGCAGAGGGGUAUAACCUCGCCGGAGAAGACAGCUAUCCCCAUGGACUGAAGGUCCAUGACACCUGGUAUCAGCUCCAGGUUAUCCUCACCACCACCAGCCGCCCAUCCCUCACCACCACCAGCCGCCGCACCAUCUGCUGCCGCAACGCCCUCCCACCCGCCCUCUCCAACUCUAGAUGCAUUCACUCGGCUCGAAGAGAAGUGGGACCAAUUCGUUGUGAUGUUCCACCGCUACAAGGAGAAGACAGAGAAGGAACUCCAAGCAGCGGUGCGGCUUCAGGCGGCAGCGCGAGUGUUCCUGGCACGCCGCCAGGUACAGUCCCUUCGUGGGGAGAAGCACCUUGCUGUGGCCUCCAGGGCCACCCCAUGGCCGUCAUCACAUGAGCAGGCCGUGGUGCGCCUGCAAGCCGCAGUGCGCGGCUUCCUUGUUAGGCGGGCGGUGCGGAAGCUGCACUUGUUGAUCAGCUCAUCGCUGCACCAACUCGCAGCCUGCGCGCCCAACCACCAGGUCUCGUCUAUACUUUUUGAACCCACUGUAGAAGUCGAGAUCUGGGUAUGCAGCCCCCCUGCACGGCCAAAGAGGGUCGUCUCCUUCAUUCGGGCAACUUCCUUGGUGCUGGACAGACCCAACAUAAGAACGGGCUGGUUCCUCCUUCACCUGUCAUCCAACGUGAAGUCCGCAGUUCAGCUCUUUCCUUGGGAUCCAGGAGGACAGGAGGACAUAGCUGGAGUUCAAAUUUAUAUUUUAGUUCCACAAUUAUUUUGUAUUUUCGUCUUAAAUAAUAAAGGUAAGCCGAGAUGUAAAAGGCUUAACCUUAAGUCGUGUCAGGUAAGUCUAUGGCAGCUCGAGGACGAGCUGGUCCUCAAGGGAGGGGGAGAUGUCAUGGGCAUCAUAGGGAGCGAGAGGCAACAGCCAGGCUGGGAUAAGGCUAGAGAAUAAGAUUGAGAUGAGCUGGGAUAAGGCUAGAGAAUAAGAUUGAGAUGAGAGAAUUGUGGAGAGUUGGUUAGCAGUAGAUAAGUCCAAGAAAGUAGGAGUUAGUUGAGAGUUUGUAGGAGAAGUUGGUUAGCCAUAGGGCUAUUUAUAAGCCGCAUGGCAGCAGGGAAUAAAUCAAGCAAGAUCAUUAUCAAA
Zea mays is the source of this 2567-nucleotide messenger RNA. RefSeq lists its product as uncharacterized. Gene Ontology annotation, molecular function: protein binding; RNA binding. Lineage: Eukaryota; Viridiplantae; Streptophyta; Magnoliopsida; Poales; Poaceae. Gene Ontology annotation, cellular component: catalytic step 2 spliceosome. The transcript is spliced from 3 exons. The record is from RefSeq and is a predicted model, not a curated record. Bases 1494 to 2378 code for a protein of 294 amino acids.